AUGAGCUGGCAGCGGCUCUCAGCGCUCGCCGUGGUCCCCGCGCUUCAGGGCCGCGGAGGGCGCGCCAGGCAGCCCCUCCUCACAGCCCCGCCGCCGCCGCUGCUGCUGCAGCUGCUGGGCCAUGUUGCAUUUUCCUCGCCUCUCUGCCCUCCUCCUCCUCCGGGCAAGCGGCGUCGUUUGGGCGGCAGCGCCAGCGGCAACUCGCCUCAGAUCACCUGA
Molecule: messenger RNA, 219 nt
Organism: Podarcis lilfordi (Lilford's wall lizard)
Lineage: Eukaryota; Metazoa; Chordata; Lepidosauria; Squamata; Lacertidae
Source: the annotation of a GenBank genome assembly